AAUUUGUGAACAUUUACGGAAGGAGAAGUUGAAUGUCAAUUUUAGUUUUUCGUUGCACGAAAAUUUUGUAUAAAAAGCUGUGACAUGGGAAAGCACUUCAUCAUUUGAAUUGUAUCAGUAAAACAGUUAAAACAGUUUCCAAACAAAUAAUUAUUCACAGUUUAACAUACGUGAGAAUCAUGAUCUUUAAAGUUGCUCUUGUUGUUGUAGUUUUGGCUGUUGCAGUCAAUGCAUCGCCUGCUGAUAAGGUUAAGCGUCAAAUUCCAACCCCACCAAUGCCCCCAGGCAUGCCUGCUCCACCAAUGCCACCAGGUAUGAUCUUUGCAUUCGCUGAUUUACACCGUGCAAAGAGACAAGCUGAGACAACUCCACCCAGUAGAGUUGCUCGUCAAGCUCCAGAAACAACCCCACCAUCCAGAGUCGCUCGUCAAGCUCCUCCACCUCCACCACCAUCCAGAAUUGUUCGUAGCGUCUUUGGUGAUCAAGAAGUUCCAAAAACUAUCGCUCAAGAAGCUUAUUUCUCGAAAAUCACAACCAUUAAUGGUGAAAAGUAAAAGAAAUAUCAGAAAUAUUUUGAAUAUGAUUUAUUUUUGUAAGUAAACAUUUAUAAACAAUUUAUUAUUAAUAAACGUAACUACGAUAAACCCUAAAAAUAGAUUUUCGAUAUUACUAAGUGAUUUUUGUGUAUGGUCAAGGGUUGUAAUUGUAUACAGCUCAUUAGGAGAAGAAGAAUAGAAUUGAAUUAAUUUCGUUCUAAUUUUAAAAGCUUUUAGAAUUAUUUGACUAAUGA
Messenger RNA from Chironomus riparius, 790 nucleotides. Lineage: Eukaryota; Metazoa; Arthropoda; Insecta; Diptera; Chironomidae. The record is from the annotation of a GenBank genome assembly.